Penicillium verhagenii is the source of this 219-nucleotide messenger RNA. RefSeq lists its product as uncharacterized. The transcript has 2 exons. The coding region runs from base 1 to 219 and encodes 72 amino acids. The record is from RefSeq and is a predicted model, not a curated record. NCBI's taxonomy places the organism in Eukaryota, Fungi, Ascomycota, Eurotiomycetes, Eurotiales, Aspergillaceae.
AUGGCAAAGAACGACAUGCAGCGUGGAGGCACAAUCUGCAGGGCCAUUGACUCUAGCGAUGAGGAAGCAUCGAAUCGAGUGUCUGAGACAAUUCAGGAGCAACAAUCCCUUGAGGCCAUCGGGUCAGUGGCAAAGAACGACAUGCAGCGUGGAGGCACAAUCUGCAGGGCCACUGACUCCAGCGAUGAGGAAGCAUCGAAUCGAGUGUCUGAGACGUGA